CAGGCCACAAGCAGAGCCAGCCCCCUGCUCUCACGCAGCUCUGGGCAGCUGGAGUGGAGAUGAUGAUGAUGAUGAUUGCCUGAGCCUGUUCCCCACACUGGCUGCAGCAGCUGUGUACGGCUCCGUCCUGAGCUGUGCAAGCCUGGAGUAGGAGGCAGUGUUGCUCAGAGCCGAGCGAGGGUGGAUCUCUCUCCCUAGAAGCAAGAGGGGAAGCUGUCAGUGGGAGAGAUGGAGCAGCCGUGUCUGAGAGCAACCUCCCUCUAAGGGAUCCUCUGUGUGUGUGUGUGUGUGUCCCUGUGCCUUGGAUUCCCGCCUGUGCCCGUAAUCUCAUGGCUGGUUUUACAUCCGUGCACAACAGCUGGGUCUGUUCCAUUCUGUGAUCUCCAGAAACAAAGGCACUUCAGAGCUGGACGGACACACGCCCAGCCGCCUUGUUGUUAUUAGACACGGAGGAAGGCGACAGCCCCGUGGAGUUCGCUGCGUCGUCUGCAGCUGGGGUUUGUGUGGGUGAGAGCGCGAGCAGCAGUUCCUGCCGAAAGAGACCGCUUCCUUGGCUCCAAAUUAACAUCUAGUAAUUUUCCACACCUCUCUGCUCCUUCCCUGACUCCCUGACAAGUGGCUGGAAGGUUGGCCUGGGCCAUGGGAGACAAAGGAACCAGUGGUAACGAGACGGCAGCCUACAAGUACAGAGUAUUUAAGAAAGCAAGUCCCAAUGGAAAGCUCACCGUCUACCUUGGGAAGAGGGACUUUGUCGACCACAUAGAUGUUGUGGAUCCUGUUGAUGGCGUUGUGUUGGUUGAUCCGGAGUACUUAAAAGAAAGGAAAGUCUUUGUCACGCUGACUUGCGCCUUCCGCUAUGGACGGGAGGAUCUGGACGUGCUGGGACUGACCUUUCGGAAGGACCUGUUUGUGGCCAACAUCCAGGCCUUCCCCCCGGUCCCUGAGGAGAAGAAACCCCUGACGCGACUCCAGGAGCGACUGAUUAAGAAGCUCGGCGAGCAUGCCUACCCCUUCACUUUCGAGAUCCCUCCCAACCUGCCAUGUUCCGUCACGCUGCAGCCUGGACCGGAGGACACGGGGAAGGCCUGUGGCGUUGACUACGAGGUGAAAGCUUUCUGUGCGGAGAACCUGGAGGAGAAAAUCCACAAGAGAAAUUCCGUGCGCCUGGUGAUCCGCAAAGUGCAGUACGCGCCGGAGAGACCGGGCCCGCAGCCCAUGGCGGAGACCACCAGGCAGUUCCUGAUGUCUGACAAGCCGCUGCAUCUGGAGGCAUCCCUGGACAAGGAGAUUUACUAUCAUGGUGAGCCAAUCAACGUCAACGUCCACGUGACAAACAACACAAACAAGACGGUGAAGAAGAUUAAAAUCUCAGUGCGCCAGUACGCGGACAUCUGCCUGUUCAACACUGCUCAGUACAAAUGCCCCGUUGCUGUGGAAGAGGCAGAUGACGUGGUGGCUCCGAGUUCGACGUUCUGCAAAGUCUACACACUGACCCCUUUUCUCGCCAACAACCGGGAGAAGCGGGGCCUGGCCCUGGACGGGAAGCUUAAACAUGAAGACACCAAUCUGGCUUCCAGCACAUUGCUAAGAGAUGGAGCCAAUAAGGAGAUCCUGGGAAUUAUUGUCUCGUAUAAAGUGAAAGUGAAGCUGGUGGUGUCUCGGGGAGGCCUGCUGGGAGAUCUUGCAUCCAGUGACGUUGCUGUGGAACUGCCUUUCACACUUAUGCACCCCAAGCCCAAGGAAGAACCCUUGCACCGGGAUGUUCCAGAGAAUGAAGCUCCCAUAGAUACAAAUCUCAUAGAGCUUGAUACAAAUGACGACGACAUUGUGUUUGAAGACUUCGCCCGGCAGAGACUGAAGGGCAUGAAAGACGACAAGGAGGAAGAUGAGGAGGGGACAAACUCGCCACAGCUGAAUGACAGAUAAACGGGAUUCUUUUAACCAGUUUUGUUUGUUUCCAGUAACACCUCUGCAUUAGGCUUCUUAUAUUUUGUAUGAUUUUUUUUUUCUACAUGUACCGGGAGCCUAUGGAUCACCCAGAUGGUGACGGCAAUUAUAACCUUACAGCUGUGCCAUAUUUAUCACUGUGCAUCUAGCUACCUAGGCUGAAGUCUCGUCAGCUGUCUCGGAGAACGAGCACAGGGCGGUGGGCCGGAUCCUGAGGGGGAUUGCAGCAAUCAGGUGUCACCGACACUCAACACCUCUUAGGAUUUGGCCCCCUCUAGUUCCUGGCCCUGUUUUCACUCUGGAGCAGCUGCUCUCAGCCCUUUCAUAUGAUCUGCAUCUUUUAUGCAUUUUGUAUAAUCCAGACAAGACAAAUCUUUGUUACGGGGGUCGGAAGAAGGGGUAGGGCAGACAAUGCGUGUGAAAGGGUUUAUUUUCUAGGCAAAUUGUUUUCACUGCAGAUGGGACAAUGUACGAAGCGGGCACAGUUCCACACCCUGGCUGGAGAACAGUUGUGACACCGAUCAGCUGACUGCACUGAGUCCCGGGCUGUAACUCGCCCUCCCCGUGGGUCACAGCCUAUUGGCAAAGCCUGCAGGUCUGUGCUAAGUGCCUACUCUUAGCACACAGCUCUGUGCCCAUGCCCCAACCUGCUGGCCCCCAGCCCCUGUCCCUCACCUGGCUGGCUGACGGCAAGGAACUCCCUCCCUUGAGGGUAACUAGACGCCCCAGUGUGGGUCCCAUGCUGGCCUUGCUUUGACUCCCACCAGGAUCCUAGCCCCACACAGGGUCUUGCAGGAAGUGGUGGAGGACUGGCGGGGCCAGGGCGCUCCUGCUGGCCACUCAGGGAGGCUAUGCAGAGCCCACUGUUAGCUGCAGGUAGGACUGGACAAGGGUUCCUGCCUGGGGGAAGCGCCACCUUACGUGAUCCCUGCCCGUUCCACUCAGCUUCUACAGAGUCAGGAGAAAGGGGCUGCUAGAGGAUCGACCCCAGUAGCUUAGUUUCUUCUGCAACACACUGUGCCCCUAAUCCGGCAUGUUUAGAGGAGGGAUGAUGGGAAAUGGCUUUUGUGCCCAUCACUGGAGAGAGAGAUGGUCACCAGCAGUUCAGACAAGUGUGCUGAGAGCGCUGGCCCCCAGUGUGGACAUCAUAGGGUUGGGGAACCGCUGCUCUGGGAUCUCCUUCCCUGAAUUGUUGAUGAACCUCUGCACUGGGCUUCCCAUCUCUCAUCCUGCGCCUUGUGUGCCGUGCCAUGGACUUGGGCUGCUCAUGAUCACAAGCUGCAGCCGUUCCACAGUGAGUUCGGAUGCCCGCUGGCACAUGGGAGGCAGUGGGCACCAGCCGGCCCAGCCUCAGCCUGGCAAACUGGAACAGUGGCUCUUUAAGGAUGGGGCCGGCUGCGUUUGGCCAUUGCCAGGGGGCCAGAGGGGCCAGCUGCAGGAGGCAGGAAUCAGUCAGUCAGGCGAGUGAGUCGCAGCGUGCACUGCCAAAGGCGGAUAGUCUCUGGCGACUGCUCAAGCCGUUAGCACAGGGACACACGUGCCUCACUGUGAACUCAGCCACCUGCUCGCCCGCCAGCCGGGGCGGAGUUACCGCAGCACAGUGGCUGUGUGUAGCCCAGGCCGUGCGCUGUCCCACGCUGUUCUCCACCCCAUAGGCCUGGCGUGUGGCUGGGGUGCUGUGAAGUGAUGAGCGCUGGGAUCCAUAGGUUAAGGGGGGAAGGUGUGAAUGGCAAUUUCCGGGCCUAGGCAUGACAAGAGAAACAGGCAGGAUCGUAGUCCCAGUCCCUUCCAUCGCGGAAGCAAGGGAAUGGUCCUAGGGUGAGGCGUUAGAAGGAGAUUCCUGCUCUCUGGGCUUUGCCUUUCUAGUUCCUCCAUAAAGGCUAUGGACGAGGUUGUUUGAGUCGUAAGGGACCAAUCCUGGAGGCCUUGCCAAGGCAAAACGCUCUGAGGCCCGUACGAGGUUUGGCUGGGUUUGGCCUGUAGGACGAGCCCCGCAGAGUGGCUGGAACAGGGUGGUAAGCUGCACAUUCAGCGUUUGCAUUUAUUCCAUUGGAGGUAAACUCUGCUUUGGGCCCCCAUCAGCUCCAUGGCCGUGCGCACACCUGACCCUAGGAAUGCAGGAGAGAAAAAUCCUGAAGAGGUCAGUGGUGUUUGAUUUCCAGGGCCAAUGGGAUUGGACAAGGCUGAUCCUGUGACUGAAGAUAACACUUUGAAGCCAAAGUAUCGUUGCGUCUUCGAAACCCAUAAUGUCUUUAUCUUCUGUGCCGGGACUGCAGGGGAGCGUGUGUGUGUAUAUAUAUAUAUCUCACACACAUACACACUCACUCACUCGUCAAUAGUGGCCAGAUUAGAUUUAAAGAAAACCUUUCACACUGGGAGAAAGCAAUGGCCAGCUCUCCUGUGUCAGUCUGCAGCCUGUAAUCCAUUCCUCCCUUGUGGGCCUGUCAGCCCUUAGGACACUGAGGACUCAGACAACCCCCAUCUCCAUGCUCUGUACUGAAGGCAUCCCUCAGGGCUGGAUUUGGUCCAUCUUUUCUCCCCUCUCUUCCUCUGCUGUCCAGGAUUAUUUAACUGUCUAAAUGAUUUGAGAGCUGGUUUAGAGGAAAGAUGCCCCUUAGGAUAAAGUUCUGUUGUGGUGAUCUGCAUCCAUGUGGAAUCUUCUGGAGAAAGCAUGGGAAACCAUCUUCUGCCGUCAAGCCCUGGAGAACCCAGGGUGGGUGCUCUCCAUCUGAUAUAUUCUCCACGCCUAUUCUGGGUACCCUGAGACCUGCCGAUACUGGUGUUUGUAGUGUUGUGGCUGUGUUGGUCCCAGGAUAUGAGAGGGACAAGCUGGGUGGGGGAAUAGCCUUUAUGGGGGUGGAAGAACCAAGCGUUUGAGCUCCACAGAGCUCUUCUCCAGGACUGGGGCUGGUACUCAGGGGGACACAGCUCAGUGCAAGGUGGAACAGGUUGUUAAGCAUAAGGGGGUAACAUAUUGCCAGAGACCAGUUACAGAGAAGUGGGAAAUUAACACCUCCGCAGUUGUAGGACAAAGGCUGGUUUGUAGAUUAUAAAUUGUAACGAGCCAUAAAACCAGGACCAUGCUUUUUGGUGUCUAGCAGCAUUCUCCAUUUAAGUUCCCGGGCUCGUCUUUUGAAGGCAUUGUGACGGUUUCCUUUGAGGAGCAGGAAUGAGAGAGCUGAUACAGAGCAAUCAUGUUGUGAGAAGUGUUUGCCCGUGGUGAUAGCGUGUUUUGGUCUCAUCAUUUUGCUGUGUGAGUUCAUUCGACAGUCUGGUUUCACACACACAGUUAUUGUUGGGGCAUUUGCUGUAAUGGGUCUUAUACAUCACAUGUUGUGAUAGGCACGUGUAGGGCCCAUGUGUCUUGAAAGGCAGGUUGGGCGGAGUGCUGGUCAUUGUAGCAGCGGAGAGAUGUCUGCAGGUUUCACAUCUGUUGUUUUGGCAGAGUCUGGUGCCGCUUUGAGUGGAUGGGUCUGGAUCUGUCUUGCUUUUGCUGAUGAGGUUGGUGGGUUUGGGGGUUGUUUGAAGGCCAGAAGAGGGGGUUCAGGAAAGAUUGAAAUGCUGGGACUCUUUAGAGUGGAGAUGAGUAAGAGAGGGCAUGAGGAAGGCGCACAAAAUAAUGGGCUGGAGAAAGGAAAGCAGCUGCUCUUAUUUACCCUUUCACACUACAAGGACAAGGGGGCACUCUGUGAAACUGAACCGGAUUAUAACAGAUUCCUUACACACAGCACAGAAAAACUUGUAGAACUCACUACCCCAGGACAUCCAGGCACAGAGCAGAGUAGGGUUUAAAAGGAUCUGACAGUCAGAUGUGACAACAGCCACAAUUUCAGGAGAGGGGCUAAAAAUUAUAAUAUUUUUAGAAGGGAUCAAAACCUGCAGGCUUCAGGCAUUAGCCCACUUCUAACUGGUGCAGUGGGCAGGAGCAGGCUAGGAAGACAUUUCCCCCAUGGCAAGAAUAUUCUAUGCACUGGGAAGCUCCUUGCACCUAUCUCUGAAACAUCUGUUCCUGACCAAUGGCGAAGACAGGACCCUGAGCUAGUUGGUCUGACCCACUGGCAACAGAGGGUCCGGCUGAUUGCUGCCAGGUUGUCACUCCCUUGCAGGCAGAGCCCAGGAGGACUGUAGCAUGUAGGCAGUGACUGGGAAUGUCACUGAUGGUCAGGUGGGGCUUAGGACAUUCUGUUGACACUGGUUCGAAUCCAGCCCAGGCUAAGAUCUCGCAGGGAAGCAAUUACACUAACGGCAGCCCAGUGCGCUAGUUUGGGGCAGGGGUGCGGAGUAGCCAAGGAAGAGCCUCCCAUUUAGUAAAUGCUAAGGAACACCUCAGAGCUGUACCUAAUGGGGGGCAGGGAAAGGGAGACGGCCACAUCUUCCCUGGGGAUAGGGAAGUUAUGAGUGUUUGAGACAGGGAGCAGCGUGCCAAAGAGAGGUGGGGUCAGCAUGGAGUCUAGGUUGGGGUGGGGGCUACUUUGACUGACAGCUGCCUGCGACCUGCUUUCCCAGCUAUUCGCCUCUCCCCAGGCCCAUCGGCAUGUUUCUUCUACCAGCUUAGUCUCCCUUAAACUCGGCGGGGCAGCGGCCAUAGGUGCUGGAACUGGGCGUGCUGGGGGGUGCGACAGGAAGUGGAUUCCAUUAUGUACAGGAUUUACAGCUUGGUUCAAUGGCUCUCAGCACCCCGCCCAGAUGCUGAUCUCAUUUGCACAGGGGUAGCUCCAGAAUAGCACCACGGACCCCCCAGCAGAGCUGCUGCAGAGCUCACCAGCGUAACUCAGCUCAGAAUUUCGCAGUCGUUCCUGGUGGAAUUGCAUUGUACCAAGCCGCGUGACCCCAGGGAUUAACGUGCCCCAGUGAAAAUUCCCUCGGGCCUGAGCCAAAGCCCACUGAAACUAAUGGCAGCCUCAUUAAGACUCUGCUUGCCUUCAGAGGGCUUCGGAUCAGGCCCUUAACAGUGUGUCACUUCCACCACCAGGUAUGUGAAAUUUCCCUUCCAACAACGGCCUGGAUUUGGGGCAACUGCAUGUGCCAGUGGGUAAUUUACCCCAGUAAGAGGCCCUCUCACAGCCAGCUGUGCUCGCUAGCUUGGCCAGUGGUGCUGGCUCUAGCUAGGGCCAAGCAACUCUGGCUAGUUGGAUGUUAAGACCUGUAGUGUUACACCCAAUGAAAGCAGUAACAAUCCAUCCUCCGUGAGAAAAAAAACCCGGACAACAGUGGGUGAGGAGAUUGUGUAUAGUCAGACAGCUCCUGCUGUCCCAUCCCCGACACACUCAUCAUGACAGUAGCGAGCUCGCCGAUGAGUUAGUUCUAUUCAAUAAAGAUCUUUGCCCGUAUUCAUUACUCACCUGCAUUCAGCAUGAACGUUUGGAGACCGUGCAUUGCCCAUUCGAUCUUUAUAUACGCACGUCGGGCGCGCUAGAGAGAGAAAACCAACCGUUGUUAUUUUUAGGUAACCUGACUGGGCAAUGUGGUACUUUUUGUAAAGUGGUUACUUUGUACUGUUCAUUGAUAACUUGCUUCUUUGGUUUUUCCCCUGUAUCUGUGACGUUUCUGUGUUCUGUCAAAUAAAUUAUUCUAGUUUAUUAAACUCAGAGAAGGAACCACA
Messenger RNA from Caretta caretta (loggerhead turtle), 7549 nucleotides. It is a transcript of the gene ARRB1, whose product is annotated as arrestin beta 1. The record is from RefSeq and is a predicted model, not a curated record. Gene Ontology annotation, biological process: G protein-coupled receptor internalization; signal transduction. Gene Ontology annotation, cellular component: cytoplasm. NCBI's taxonomy places the organism in Eukaryota, Metazoa, Chordata, Testudines, Cheloniidae. Gene Ontology annotation, molecular function: G protein-coupled receptor binding.